AUGCUACGCAGGGUCCUAAAUGUACACUGGAGCUCACACACAACCAACGAAGCGCUUUACGGCGAACUGCCCGCAGUCGCUGACAAGAUAGCAGCCAAGAGACUCAAGCUUGCAGGACACUGUCACCGCCACCCUGAGCUGAGCACCCAGAAAGUCUUGCUAUGGGAGCCAAAGCACGGCCACAGAAAUAGAGGGCGGCCACGAACAUCGUAUGUGGAUACCCUAAAGAAGGAUACUGGAGCGAAGAGUGCCAGCGAGCUAGCUUCACUGAUGAAGGAUUGUGACGUUUGGCGCUACCAUGUUCACUCUCGCCGCGUUGCGACCUAA
Messenger RNA from Xyrichtys novacula (pearly razorfish), 327 nucleotides. The record is from the annotation of a GenBank genome assembly. Lineage: Eukaryota; Metazoa; Chordata; Actinopteri; Labriformes; Labridae.